Molecule: messenger RNA, 2118 nt
Organism: Miscanthus lutarioriparius
Lineage: Eukaryota; Viridiplantae; Streptophyta; Magnoliopsida; Poales; Poaceae
Source: the annotation of a GenBank genome assembly
AUGGAGAAGAGAGAUAAUGAGCUGCCACCACCACCUCUGGUUUUGAGUCGAAUAAGAUUAAGAAAGAGGGAUGAUGAGCUCCAUGGGGGUGAUUUUACUGAUGAUGAUGAUGACACCGACAGCUGCUCAACUCCUCUACCACCACCCCUGCCACCCGGCAUAGAUUGGGAGGACUUGGAUCCCUACAAUGUGCGCCGCUUGAGUUUCCCAUCUCCAUUUGCUGAUAGGAACGAUAAAGAAGUGGCCUCGCAGGUUACCAUGGACAAUGAUCCUGAGGUAGACACAGAAUUUGAUGGAGAGGAGGAUGAAAGUGUGCUUGGCAAUGAUGACGGCAUUGUGGAUAGGGUCCAUGUGAAUCCAGCCAAGGGUAGGGCUCUGGGUGAUGGCAACUCUUCAAUGGUGAGCUGGGUGACAAAGGAUUCAGACUCUAUGGCGGUGCCUUGGAGGAGUAAGAAGUCACUUGUAGAGAUUGUUAAGGAGAUUGAUGAGUACUUCUUGAAAGCAGCAGCAACUGGGAAUGACGUUGUGGUUCUUUUGGACUCUGCUGGUGGGCGGCCUGAUGCCUUAGAGAUAGAGGCAAAGAAAGGUGCAGGAAAAAAUUCCAAAUCUGCAAAGGUUUUCUCCACGCUUUCUUGGAGCUGGUCUUUGAAAUCUCAGCAGGCUAACAGCGAAUCCUCAGUUCUGAAUUCUAGUGAUUCCUCUGGAUAUGGUUACCAUGGCAAGACGCUGGAGAAGCUUUACGAUGAGGAGCAAAAACUCUACAAGUUAAUCAAGGAUGAAGAAUUUGCAAGGCUCCAGUAUAAGAAACAUGUCUCAGUGCUACAAAAGCUAGAAUCAGGGGAGCAUGAUAGACUGCAUGCAGAAAGAGUUCGGGAUGCUAUUGAAGAACUGCAAACUAGGAUAAUCUCAUUGGAGGAAGCUGUGAGUUUGGCGUGUUUUUCCAUAUCAAAUCUCAGAGAUGAGGAAUUAUAUCCUCAGAUUAUUGAACUAUCUGUUGGGCUUGUGCAUAUGUGGAGAAACAUGUCCGAGUGCCAUCAGGUCCAGAACCAUAUUGCCCAGCAAGUUAGUCUCCUUGGCAACAUACCUGGGAGUGAACCAACAAGUGACAGUCAUUGCCAGGCAACAUCUCAGCUGGAAAUUGAGGUGUCUGGAUGGCACAAUGCCUUCUGCAAUCUCAUCACAUUGCAGCGUGAAUACAUUAGCAUCCUUAACCAAUGGAUUAGUCUCACAGGCUGCCUUCCAGAUGAUGGUGGCUUAAUGAGAAGUUCAUCUGGAAUCCGUAGCCUCUCUGAGGAACUCCAGCGUGCUCUUGACAGGCUACCGGAGAAGGUAGCAGCUGAAGCAAUAAAGACCUUUAUGUCAAUCAUACACUCUAUAGUUGUACAGCAGAGUGAGGAGCGCCAACUAAAGAAAAAGUCAGAUAACAUGGAUAGCAAGUUCCAGACCCAGUUAGAGAAACACAGUGAAAAUGCAAUGCAAAACUCAGCCCAGCCUCCAAAUAAGAAUCACUAUUCAGUAUCAAAGAAUGAAACGAAACUGGAUGCAUUUAGAAAGCAGGUUGAGGAGGAGAAGGCCAGAUACCUAACCUCUGUGAGAGUAAGCCGAGCCAUGACACUGAACAAUCUGCAGACAAGCCUUCCAAAUGUGUUCCAUGCUCUGGUGGGAUUCUCAGGAUUGUGCGUGCAGGCAUUUGAAGGUAUCAGCAGAUGCAGUGAAGUUGCUGUUAUUCACUCGGGAGCGGCUUCACCUGCUUUUGCUCGUGACCUUGGUUCGAUGACUGUGAUUAUUGAUUCCAUUGGAGACUCGUCGCGACGACGGCCCAGCCGCGCCGCUGCCCCCGCCCCCAGCGCGAGGGCCGCGGUGGCCGCCUCCAUCGCCGCCUUCAUCGAGUCCGCCGGAUUCCCGCGCGCCCUCGCCGCCCUCCAGUCCGAGGCCAGCCUCGAGGAGGAAAUGUCGGAUGAUGAUUCUUUGCUGGAGUACAGUGAAAUUGUUAUGGAGAUGUUUGGCAGUGAGGACGACGGAUUUGAGUUUUAUAACAACUACGCUUAUGAGAAAGGAUUUAGUGUGAGAAAGGAAUACUGCGAGUGGGACAAUGGCCACAAUGAGAGGACCCUUUGA